AAAGCAUAAUCUUGCCGAGAUUAGAAUUCGCUAGAUUGGCCUUUAAGGUGUGUUAAACGAAGACCUUCAAUCUAACACCCAAGCCUAAGUAACAGAGAAGUCAACUAGAACACGCAGAGACAUUUUGAAAGGUAAGAAGAAUAACUGAUAAUAAAGAAUGAAUUUCUUUCGAAUAUGACAUAUUUUGAAGGGUUAAUUUACUACCUUCCACAAGAAAAAAUUCAGCCCUUAAGGCAGUAGAUACAAGGUUUUAGCAACCCUGUUUUUGAGCGAAAGAACGAAAGACCACCUUCUUAGUUCCAAUGUCUAGUAAACAUCCGCUGCGAAGUUUAUUUAACUGCUUAAAUUUAUCUUUAAACACCAUUAAUGAGCUGAUUAUAUAGAGAGAUACAACUUACAUUUCAGCAAUGGGAAAUUUAGAAUUGCGCUUCCCUUUCAAAAGUCUUAGCGCACGCCGUGGUGACCAAAUCGAUGUUGCCUAAUACUUUAUAUCUGAUUCGCAGUUUAUUUAGCCGAUUUAAUUUGCGUUAUCAUCGGGCUAAUAGGUUGUAGAACAAAAGUAAAAGAGUCAAAAAAAAAAAAAAAAGAGCAAAGAAACUGGCCUGGCACUUGCGAGUAUUUACAUUAAACACAAAAUUGUUGAAUAUUUGCUUCGCUCGAUUGUUUCGUUUAAACAAAGUUAUUGAGCCGUACAUCCCUUCUUGGCUUGCAUCUGAAAUAAAUGUGAACUUCAUUUAGCUUUUGUUUCCACACCUUGCAUAAAACACAUUGUAAGGCGAAAAGAAAGAAAAAACUGCUUUUUCAUGUUCAAAAUUAACAUUCAAUCAUCACGACUUUUUUGAAAAAACUGCUAUUUUAGUUUCGUUAAAGCGAUACUGACCAAAACUAACGAAAUAUUAAACCCAACAGCUCACAUAGAAAUCUUUUAAGAUUGUCAGCGUGGUUUAAUUCAUCCCGACACAAUUUUAACACCUUUGUCAAAAACUGAGAUAUCCACAAAUACUUAGCUUUUUACACAUUUAUUUAUUUAUUUAUUUUUUUUUUUUGGCAAAAAAGUGAUCAUUAAUAUUAACGUUAUAGUUCAGGAAAAGACGGUGCCGCCGGUUACAUUUCCGGCAAUUAAUAUUAGAAACAGUUACUGUUAUAAAUUGUAAUUUUUCCAAUGGUCAGGAAAUGUGCCAAACGAAUAGUCAGGAGCUAGCCUAACUAACGAAGUCAGAGUUCUGUUCAUGAGUGUUUUAAAGAGCGGAAGCUUUUCUGACUGACAUUAAUAACUUACAGUUCUAGUGUUUAGAAUACGAUAAUUUAUAUUUCGACUGCUUUAACUGUAUAGAGCUGAUUAAGGCUGUGGUUCCGAAAAUCCUUGUAGUUAAAAAGUGAAUACAAAAAAAGGAAAAGAAAAAGGCACUUUUAAAAUAUAGUUUAUCAAGGCAAAAUUCAACCAAAGUUUCCACUUUUUCAAAAAUUUGAUUUAGGUUGAGGAGUUUAUUUGAGGAUCUGAGAUAUAACUCCAAUAUUAUUGAAAUUUGUUAAUCCACGAAUAAAAAUUAAAAGAAAUUAAUACAGCGUAAGUUCUGAGGAUGUAACAAAGAAUACAGCGGCGAAACCCAAAUACUUCGUCGAAUGCUACCAGCGGCGUUACAGACAGUUUGAAAUUUUGUGAAAUUGAAAAAUAACAUUUGAAAAAUAUACUGACGACCGUUAAGUCUGCCAGUUCAAGGGAUGUUAGCUGGUAAAAAAAUAAUAAUAAAGCAGACACAAUUGUCAUCGGAUUAUGUUACAUAGCAACAAAAUUAAGACAGAAGUGAUAACAACAGCUGACAUAAAGCGAGGCAGUUUAUUUCUUCUAGGUUAAGUCACCACGAGUUAUUCAGGUGUUCAGAGACAUGUACUGCCAUAACACGAGAAUUUGUAUUACGAUCGAGAUUCACCAGUGUCGUAUAUUUUUAGAAAGCAUUUUUUUUUUGUAACUGAGUUGAAUUUUAUCUUCCUUGGUGAGUGAGCUAAAAGUUAACAAAUCCAUUGACUGCUCGAUUCUUAAUUCACAGUUGUCUUUAUUGUUAUUAUAAUUAAUCCCUUUGGGUUUGUUUAAAGAAAAUGACUUCCUAUCCGCAUAUUAACGAAUUAUGUGCAAUUUUAAAAUCAUGUAUUAAAUUUUCAUCACCUGCCAAGAUCUCUUCGCAGUUUUUUCUUCAAAUAACGUAUUUUCUGCAUAUGCGACAAUAAAUAAAUAAAUAGAUGAAUGAAUAAUGGUAAGUAAAUAAAUAAAUGAAAGACUAAAACUGAAAACAGAAAGAAAUGUAGGAGCAGUAUCUAGAAUGAAUUAAAAAGCAAUUGCUCUUUAAAUGAUAAAUAAUGAAUAUAUUUUAAUGACUUCCACCUGGUUUAGGCAAUGUUUUAAUUCAAACGCUAUGGUAACCAUGCUGUAUCUAAUAACGCACAAGUUAGAACUGGGUUCUAACUUUUAAGUCUGUAAGUAAAUAAGGUUAAGGUGGCUUGAUAGGGUUUUUCAGGGUCAAUACCUCCCAAAUUUGAGCAUAAACUACGUCGCCAUUAACAAAGGCUAGGAAAAACUACCACCACAGCUGCAUUAGAUAGAGAUCACAAUUUGUUAUGAUCAGGGUGGCAUUGACAUCAGAGUUGUCAUAGCAACGAAAUGACGCCAUUGCUUAUUUCGCUCUCAGCCAUAUUUCUCGGCAUUGGGAACUGUUCUUCCAAAAUCGUUCACAGGAGCUCUUUCUCCAAUAGCCGCCAUUGUGUUUGUGAAGUUUAAGCGAAAUCUGUUAGAGCGUUAUCGGGAUAUUUUGGGAUGAAGGUAUUUGGUUGGAAAUAAGGAGAAAAGUGGACAAUCUUUAUGUUCAGCCGUUAUCUGUAGAAAGCGAAGGGCGCUUUUGAAAUGCAAUUUCACCUCAUAGUAGUUUCAACCUUUUUAAAACAUGUGUGAAAGAUCUUUAUCCAAUACAGCUGUGGUGGUAAAUUUUCCACAUCUUUGUCAAUGGCGACAUAGUUUAUGCUCAAACUUGGGAGGUAUUGACCUUGAAAAACCUUAUGGAGCUACCUUAACUGAACUUUGCUUUUCUGUGGUACUCCUUAGUUUUCGGUACCAGGUGGUAUUCUUGGUUUGCAACCACGUGACAUGGCGGCCAUGUUCGUGGUCAAUACAAUAAAGUUCCCAGCGCAGAGAGAUGCUAUUGGUCUUCACUACCAACAUGGCCGCUGUGACGUCACGUGAAAACCAGCAAUAAUUUGGAGUCUGUGAAAGUAUUUAUUACUGAUUUGGGACUAUUGUUUGUGUUUCAGCUCAAGUCAAAGCAAGAAUGCAGUACGGAGACUCUUCUGUGUAUUUUCCGUUCACAUUCACUCAACAAGAUAUUGAUAACGUGCUUUACGGAUAUAUUCGUACUCCAGAAAAGUCCACUAAUGGUUUUGCACUCUCUGGCAUUUAUGUUGCAUUGGCAAAUGGUAAGUUUGAAAACUUGGUAUUUACCGUAGUUUCCCAAAUGAGCGCCAACGCCCUAACAGGCGUCCUACUCCAAAUAAACGCCCUCCUUGUAAGCCAUAUUAUGUAUUAGAUCAUAUACCCAUGUAUUUUGCGCUAUAUAAAUAAUAAAGUUAUGUUUUUAUGUGAUGUUAUGUUAUUAUUCAUUCAAAAUAUUUCGCUAUUUCUGACUGGCUAAAAUCCCACGCAUAAUUCAUCAUAACCAGCUAUUCACGUCGACCAAAUUUGGAAAAAAUUUGCGAUAUUUAACUGAUCACGUCAAUCGUGCAGCACAAUUGACAGAUUAUUGAACCGUUAACCGAGAAAACCUGGGGACGAGUUUGAGUUGUUUUGGUAGAGAGUACAAAAUGGCGGAACAUUUUACUCGUUUCAUAGCCAACUAUUGUCUAAAAAUAUAGCAAGAACAGCAAUAAGACAACUCGACGGACGACAUCUGCUAUAUGGAGUAUAUUCGCAGACCUGGACAGCCCUUUAUCUCCUAAACUUCCAGAUAAACAUGCACUAUCGAGAUGAACUUAACAUCGACGGAGGUAAGCAUGUUUCGGCUUGUUUUUAAACUAGGAAUUCUUUUGAAUGAAUAAUAAAACAAUUAUUGAAUUCGGCUGUCGUAUCAUUUAAAGAAUUAUGGAGAUCUCGGAGGGUGGUAUCUGCUUCGAUCUCCAUAAUUCUUCAGAUGAUACUCAGCCUCAUCAGGAGCUCCUGGCCUCAUUCAAUAAUUGCUAAAUAUCAAACAAGCGCCCCUCUCGAGUAAGCGCCCUCCUUAGGGAUAUAGUUUGCUUUUGCUUACAGCAAAAGUUGAAUUACUUAAGAAAGACAUUUCUUAAAGCAUCCCUCGAGAGCUUCGCUUUUGACCUUGGCUAAAUCUAUAUAUUAAAGUAGAAAUAAAAACAUACGAAAAAAACUACUUAAAGAAGCUGUUUCACGAAAUUUAUCACUGAAACUUCAAACACUGGAAACUAUCAUCAAAUCGAGUAAAACAUAAAAACUACCGCUCAAAACGUUAUUUAGAAUAGGGAAUAAAUAACACAGAAAAUACAAAAAAAGUACGGAUGGGCAAACUUUGAAGAAGCCAGAUUAAAACGGAUUCCAAUUGUGGUUAUUGAAAACUUGUUAGGCUAACAGUUUUUGUAAAGCAUGUUUGUAAAGUAUGAUACAAUGCUUGGGAGACACAUUUGUCUGCAGCGAAGCUGUGAUUUUGUCAUUUUACAGCUAGUUUCCAGUGGAGGAUCUAGGGAAGGGGCCCGGGGGGCCCUUAUUUUUAGACCAAACUGAAGCCCAAAGGGCCGAAAAAAAAUUUUGCAGACUGGGUCCCCCCCCCCUUAUUUCAGGGUCUGGAUGACCGCCCCCCCUCCCCCCUUAUCUCAAGGUCUGGAUCCUGCACUGUUUUCUUCAUUGACGUUGAGUUCCAUAGCGAAUAAGGAGCCAGAAAACAGGCUGCCUAUAAUGCUAUGAGGUGGCUGUGUUAAUUGCCCGGUAUUUCUAUUAUUUAUUUAGAACAUUGGAAUCCAUGGCUUCCUAAUAUUUCUAAAGCAAAUCACGAACACAGUCCCGGUCACCCAAUACCGUACAUGGACAUGAUUCAGGAAGAGCGGAACGUGCAAAACUUACCAGAAAAUCUCAAGAUCGUCGAGACGAUCCUGCCUACUGGGAGACAUCGAGGGGUGUUUUGCGGUCAGCGGAGAAUAGCAAAAGGAACUCGAUAUGGGCCUUACACUGGAAACAUUGUUCUACCACAGCAAAUGGGCCCUCAUGAAAACAACAGCGUAUGGGAGGUACGUAAUUAUGGGAGAUCUAAAGGAGGGGGCUUCCACCUUAUUUUUGGACUAAAGUGAGACCCACAGGGCAACCCCUUAUCCUAAGGACUAGAUGAUCGAGCGGGGGCCCUAUUUACUAAAGGAUCUUCAUCCGACCUUAAUCCAUUUUAACACAGAGCAGGAGUCCCUUUAGUAAUUAUCGUGAGGCGAGGGGUCAUUUUAAUGUCCUCUGCAUUUACAUCGAAACACAGCGAGGUUGAUCAAACAGAACACGGCCUAACUCCUUAAAACGAUUUCGAAGUGUCUAAGUAUUGGGUGAUAUGCCAUCUCACACGAUCAAAAACUCAAAAGCAGAAGUUCCGAAAAAUUUUACGCCAGUAAGAGUCCGGUUGACAUUCACACUUCCUUCAUAGAAGAAAGUCAUUCAAGAAGCCAUUUUCUCACUCUCUUUUUCUUGAUUGCCAUUAACCCCUUCUAAGUGUGAGAAUGCUUAUUUAUUUAUUUAUUUAUUUAUUUAUUUAUUUAUUUAUUUAUUUAUGUAUUUUACUAAGAGUUCUAUUUAAUCAACUAAGUUAGUUUUACUGUCCGUCUUAUCGUUAUGUUAAAGGUAUUCCAGGAUGGAGAACUGACUCACUACGUUGAUGGAGCAGGAGACCAGAGAAACUGGAUGAAAUACGUCAACUGCGCAAGACAUGACGGAGAGCAGAACCUGGUUCUAGUUCAAGAGGAUGGAGAAGUGUUUUAUGAAGUGUGCAAAGAAGUGCCAGAGGGAUGCGAGUUAUUGGUUUGGUACGGAGAUACCUAUCUCAAGUAUAUGGGAAUUCCAAUCACUAUGAAGACUAAACUGUCCAAGAUAGAAAACGAUGGAGGUCUUGGUAAGUACAGCUGUUGUUCCGUACGAAAAUCGAACCCCCUCAACCCCCACGUGAACUGGACACGGGCUCCACCCAUAACCGCUGAGCCGUGUAUCAUUACCAUAAUCAAAAGAGAAAAACUUUCAAUUUCGCUCACAGACGGCAGAGGAAUAACGUGUGUGCUGUCAUCUUGUCGCGCUAUCGGGUGUGCAAAUCAUUCGUGGUAAAUGCUUUUCAUUAAAAAAAAAAAUCGUUUUGCUGAAUUAAGUCCUUCGUCUCAAUGUGGAUUACACAACCUUUUACGCAUAAACUUUCUUUCAGUAUCAAGACAAAACCAAAGAGGAAAAAAUAGAGUGGCCGUAGAAAGUGACGCGUACGGCUUUGAGCGCACGCUAGCUUUCGCCACCAUUCACCCAUGGGUCAAAUAGUAAAUGGGUAAUUGACCAAUCAGAGCGCGCGCUUUACUUUUGUUAUGUUAUAAUGAAAUAUUGAACAUGUGACAAUGUACGUUAUAUUUCCAAUACAGGUGGAGACAGCUUUGCUUGUGACCGUUGUGGCAAAGUGUUUGCUUAUAAGUACUACCGAGAUAAGCAUUUGAAAUAUACGCGGUGCGUGGACCAGGGCGACCGAAAGUACCCGUGCCACCUAUGCAACCGUUCCUUUGAGAAGCGAGAUCGUCUGCGCAUUCAUAUUCUGCACGUGCACGAGAAACACAGACCUCAUCAAUGCAGUCAAUGUGGCAAGCGGUUUUCUCAGUCGUCGAGUUUAAACAAACAUUUGCGAGUGCACAGUGGCGAGAGGCCUUACAAGUGUCCCUACUGCAUCAAAGCCUUCACGGCGUCAUCGAUUCUACGCACUCACAUUCGACAACACAGCGGCGAAAAACCAUUUAAAUGUCGCCAUUGUGGAAAAGCUUUCGCAUCUCACGCCGCGCAUGAUAGUCACGUGCGACGCACUCAUACUAAAGAGAAGCCCUGUAUUUGUGAGUUCUGCGGCAAAGCGUUUGCACAAUCCUACGAGCUCAAAUUUCACAUGAACAUGCAUACGGGAGAGAAGCCUUACACUUGCGAAAAGUGUGGCCGAGGUUUUUCAAGUCCUUCAUCCCGCGAUCGCCAUCGAUCGAACUUCGAUUGUACGACUCGGAAAAAUCGAGCACCGAAGAUAAUGCGAAAGGGUUCCGAAGGCAAUGAAGGAGAAUUCAACGAGAUGGACUGUGAUAUCAUCCCUACAGAAGAGGAAGAAGAACUUAAAUUAUAA
Messenger RNA from Porites evermanni, 7364 nucleotides. Lineage: Eukaryota; Metazoa; Cnidaria; Anthozoa; Scleractinia; Poritidae. The record is from the annotation of a GenBank genome assembly.